CAGGGGGAAAAAAAGCAUUACUUUAUUGCAAGAAGAAAAGAAAGAACUGUUAAAUCUCCGGUACGAACGCAGAGUUAAAGCAGAUCAAGGACGGUGGGGUGGUAAAAUGCGUGAUCUACAGAGUUUUGCAGAGGUUGUGGAGAUGGAAUGUGAUUGGAAAGCAAGAACCUUGUGUGAAUUCUAAGCUUGGAAUCGUCUCAGAAAGGCAAGUCAGACACAGCUAACUAGGUCACUUCUCUCUCUAUAUAUAUGUCUCUCUCUCUCUCUCUCUCUCUCUCUGGGGGAGACAUUGACGCUAUUAUAUUCUUCUUCUGCGUCUUUACUCACCUUGUUGCCUCUUCACAUUCUCUCUUCUCUCUCAGACUCUCCUCCUCUGCACUAUACAGCAACACCAGAGAGAGAGGGAAAAGGAGAGAGCGAGCGUCUCCACCGAUCGACCACUUACUAGCACUGUGUCACUACACGACAGAGCCCAUUUGCUUCGAAACGCCAUCGACAGGAGAAAAAAAUUCAAAGUCGCCGGAUUUUUUCUGUUUGUCUUGUUUCCCCAUCUCCGAAUAUGGCCUUGUUUCUUGUUCCCCACUUCUCACUUUCUUGUCCUCUCGCAUCUCUGUCUCGGUUUGUUGGCUAAUCUUUCUGCCCCCUUUUAAAUUUUCCAUUUUGCUGCUUGAGAGCCCGGGGUUUUUGCUACUCGGGUCAUGGAAGCUCUCUGUGAUCUUCAAGUGGACGUCAAUGGCGAAGAGACUUUUAUGGUGAACAAGAAAAUCCUCUCUUCGUAUUCAGGAAGAUUGGGCAAAUUGUUCAGCAAAUCAAGCUGCUCUACUGGGAACCUGAAAGUGAUAUUCAAUGACUUUCCAGGGGGAGCAGAGAGCUUUGAGCUCGUGUGCAGGUUCUGUUACAACAGGAGCAAGACCGAAAUAACUCCUCUCAACGCGACCCUCUUGAGUUGUGCUGCGAAUUUCAUGGAGAUGAGCAAUUCUAUCUCGGGACACAGUAACUUAAUUGAACAAACCGAGAAAUCUCUUGAAGAGAUCAGACAUUGGACCUGGUCUGAACUUAUGGUUGCACUCAGGCAGUGCCAAAAUUCUUUUCCAGUGGCGAGUAAAUCAGGCCUCCUCGAAAGAUGCUUGGAUUCUGUCACUACGAGAUUGGCAUUGGCGAGUGAACGGAGUCCAAGUCCGUCGACUUCUUCGUCGGAUUAUUCCGGGGUUCGGUUCUCGUGUGAAACAAAGAGCACGGAGAGUUUGAAGAGCAGCUUCUCCCGAGCAAAUUGGUGGUUUGAAGAUCUCUUAGUCAUAGAUGUGAGUUUGCUCGUGAUGAUGGUUGGGUCCAUGAUCAAGCAAAAAGUCGAACACGCUGCAAUUAGUAAGUUCCUCUUCUUUUACCAGAAAUCCAAGUUCCACACUGCCAUGUCUCAUGAGAAGUGCAAAAUCAUGGAAACGGUGGUCGAUUUGCUCCAUAGUCUGGAGCCAAGUUCCGUCCCUUGCAAAAGCUUAUUUGGGAUUCUGAGAGUCGCACUGGGUUUGAACAUAAGCAAAGGUAGCCGAAACAAGUUAGAGAUUAUGAUCGCCUCUCAGAUUGAUCAAGCGACAUUGGACAAUUUGCUUGUUCCAUCUCCUCAAGGAACGAACUCUUUGUAUGACACAAAUCUUGUAGUAAGGCUAGUGAAAGCAUUUCUGAAGGAAGGAACUAGUGGAGUGCCUGAAGUGCAGUUGAAGAAAGUGGCUAACUUAAUGGAUCUGUACAUAGCUGAAGUAGCGCCUGAUCCGUAUCUGAAACCUUCGAAGUUCCUCGCUUUGGCUACGGUCCUUCCUGAUUCUGCUCGAGACUCGUUCGACUGCAUGUAUCAUGCUGUGGACAUGUACAUGGAGGUGCAUGCGGGAUUGUCUGAAGAAGAAAAGAUCAAGAUCUGCCGUGCCUUGAAUUAUCGGAAGCUCUCAGCCGAAGCUUGCAAACAUCUUUCAGAGAAUUCAAAUUUCCCAUCCAAGAUUAUCAUGCAAGCUCUAAAUUCUCAAGAAUUCAGGCUCAAAAGCUUGAUCCGGGUGUCCAGCAACACUAGUGCCUUCACCAGUUCACCUUGUAGUUUCAGUGGCAACAUCAAGAAAGACGAGGCAGGCGAACAGAUAGUACUCUAUGCAGGGGACCUCGAUCUUUCGACCGAUAAUGUGAGGCUUAGGGCUCAAUUGCAAGGGAUGCAAUCGAGAGUGACAGAAUUAGAGAAACUUUGCCGGAAAAUGCAGACUCAAAUGGCCAAGGUACUCAGAUCGAGAGUGUCGUCAAGCCACAGAAGCAGAUCUUUACCGAGGCUUUGCUCGUGAUAAUACUAGGCAAAUAACUUAUGAAUCUUCUGUUUUCUUAGAUAUUUGUGAGGGUUGUAUAGCGAGAGCAAUGUGUCCUUAUGCUUGCUUGCUUUUUUUUUUCCCUUGCCCACCUUCUCUUUUUGUGCAAAUUGAGCUUGAGGUCAAUGGUGAGUUGUUUCUUUUGCAAGAGAUUCAGAUCAUGGUUGUACAGCAACAGGGAAGAGGAAAGAGAGCUUGCAUUUUUGCAGACAAAAAGCAUGGAAUGUAUUAGCACAUGCAUGCCCCGAGUGUCA
This is a messenger RNA of Rhodamnia argentea, 2593 nucleotides long. Its product is annotated as BTB/POZ domain-containing protein At3g22104. The transcript has 4 exons. Bases 699 to 2318 code for a protein of 539 amino acids. Lineage: Eukaryota; Viridiplantae; Streptophyta; Magnoliopsida; Myrtales; Myrtaceae. Gene Ontology annotation, molecular function: protein binding. The record is from RefSeq and is a predicted model, not a curated record.